ACAUAAAAAGAUAUUCAAUCCGAUAUAACCUGUUGUCGAAAGCCGAAAAAUAUGCCACAUAAGCUGCUGGGACAACUGGCACUCGGCUGCGUUUAAUUAACAAUUAAUUAAAUUUUAAUUUUCACUGCGCCAUGCCGAUGACAGUGCUGAAUAUAAUGUUAAUGCGACAGAUGGACCAGUAUAUGUCGGAGAAAUCCCUGCCAUUUGCCGUGGUAAUUCUUCAUUAAUCGGACACAGAGCGAAAUUGCUGGAAAAGUGAGGCAGAGCCGCCAAACCUAAUUGCAAGUUAUGAAUAUCUCAUCGAAAAUUAAAUCGAUGGCUAUCGUUUAACUCCGACAAGCCACGACCAAUGUCCCUGUCCAUUUCCAUGAUGAGGGCGAUGAAUGGCCAUGAUUGUGCGCACACAUAUACGUAUAUUUUUGUGUAUCGAUGGCUGCCGUUUGUCCCGGCGGAAGUGGCGACACUUAAUUGCGUAUUGAGUACAUUUUCAAUUUUUACUGAGCGCCGAGCGCGUUGAACUGAAUCCAUCCGAGAAUUGUGCUGUGGUGUGGCCUGGUCAUUAAAUCUGCGGCCGGCGCUGCUGCGAAGUAGGCUACGAAAUCGCAAAUUGUCGGCAUACCGCAUGAAUCCGGACUCUCGGCGCGGCGGGGCGUUUACGUAAUUCAGAAACUCAUUAACCGUAUCUAGAAUACGAUAACCACACAAUAAUCGAUGCUGAAACAUGUCAUCUCUUUAUCAUAUCAAAGCACAUGCAAAAAUAUUCAACGACACCCGAACCUUGAGUUCAGUCUUGAGAUGUGAUCGCAGCGUAACGGGUGCCUCAAAAUGGAUACUACUUUAAGAUGGUUAGCCAUCAUAUUAUUGACCUAUUUUAUGGGUCAGUGUACUUUAUCUGUGGAAUUCAAAGAGUGUGUCAGUGCCCCAAAAAUAGGCGCCUACCUAGCCAGCGCCAAUAAUUGUUCCAAAUACAUAUACUGUGCCGGACCUGGCUCCUUCGAGGCCGAGUGCCUGGCUGGUCACUUUUAUGAUGAGCAGCUGGAACGUUGUGUGGAUCAGCAACUUGUUAAAAGAUGUCAGUCCAAGGAGCCGGGUAUAAAAAUUUUCACAACUACAACCAAAUCCCCAGUGUCGAAACCCACCUCGGCUGUGAAAACAACCCAGCCUUUGGCGAUAACCCUGAGAAACCUUUCGAAUGCCGGACCCUGCUAUCCGUAUAUGGUUUGUUAUGAAGGAGCUGGUAUUCCGAGAGCCUGCACUCCUGCCCAGCUGGUGUCCUGCAACCGAAGACAAUCGCCAGAUAUAAUCACCAACUGUACAACCGGAGUGUAUGGAUUCAUGCCUCAUCCUCGAAACUGCGCUUAUUUCUACUUCUGCUCCAAUGGCUACAAGCUUAUCCACCGAUGCCCUUUCAAUUAUACCUGGAAUAAUGAGCGUAGAUCGUGUGUCCAGGAAUUUCAGAAGAAGUGCUAUAGCCAAGGGCUUAGGCUACAAAAAAAGUUGGCUACGAAAUCGAAUACAAAAUAGGAAUAGAUUUUUUUCAAUCAAAAUGUCAAUUAUUUUUAUAAACUGCUUUUCUAGAAGCAAAAUGAUUAAAUAUUAUAUUUCCCCACGAUGA
This is a messenger RNA of Drosophila ananassae, 1615 nucleotides long. RefSeq lists its product as uncharacterized. Gene Ontology annotation, molecular function: chitin binding. The record is from RefSeq and is a predicted model, not a curated record. Lineage: Eukaryota; Metazoa; Arthropoda; Insecta; Diptera; Drosophilidae. The transcript has a single exon. Bases 826 to 1524 code for a protein of 232 amino acids. Gene Ontology annotation, cellular component: extracellular region.